AUGAAGUCACAAUUGCUGGCCGCAGCCGUUCUAGCUGCCUUGCCAAAAGCUCUGGCCAUCACGCCGGAACUCAUGCUUGCGGCUAAUCGGUACGGCGCUGCGCAACCGAACCCGUCAGGUGAUUUCGCACUUUUCACGGUGUCCAAUUAUACAUUCGAGACCAAGGAACGCGUCUCCUGGUGGAAUAAGUUGGAUCUGAAGACGGGAAAGAUUUCCACGUGGUAUGACGGAUCCGACAUUUCGGAAGUCGUCUUCGUUGGACCCAAAGAUUCAAGCAUUCUUUAUAUCAAUGGGACCAAUGCGGAGGAGGACGGCGGUAUUAGCCUGUACUCGGCUGAUGCUAACAACCUCAAGAGCGCCAAGCUCAUCGCUUCACUGCCCGCUCCGUACUCCGGCCUCAAGGCUGCCCAGACGAAAUCAGGCGAUAUCAACUUCCUCGUAUAUACAAAGGCGUAUCCCAACGGCACAGCAUACAACGAAAACUUCGCAGAGACGCCUGCCAGCACGGCUAGGUUGUACAACUCGAUAUACGUUCGACACUGGGAUACUUGGCUAACGGCGGAGAAGAACGCCGUCUUUGGUGGUGUGCUGAAGCGUAGAAAGGGUUCCUACGUGCUUUCUGGCGAACUUACCAACUACGUCACGGGUAUAUGCAAUGUCACUUGUGCUGAAUCACCUUACGACCAGAGUGACCAGAGCGACUAUGAUAUUGCGCCUGAUGGUAGUGGCGUCGUCUUUCUAACUAAAGAUACGACUCUACCUCUUGCAAACUACACUGCCGACGUCAUCUACUACGUGCCCUUCCAUGGCUCUGCUAAAGAGGCUGUGCCGAUCCAGGCUCGUGGCAGCACCAAAUACCCAGAAGCUCAGGGAGCAACCACCACUCCUCGUUUCUCGCCCGAUGGAAAGAGGAUCGCGUAUCUCCAGAUGUAUGGUAUUUCAUACGAGUCAGAUCGCAGCAGUCUCUACGUUGCCAAUGUAAACACGAAGAAUUUUAAUGUCAAACGUCUCGCGGGUAACUGGGACCGUGCUCCUGACUCGCUUGCCUGGGCUCCAGAUUCCAAAACCAUACAUGUUGGGGCCCCUGAUCUUGGACGCGAACGUAUCUUCCCCAUCCCCCUAACCGCUGGUGAGGAUUAUAAGCCUACGAACAUUACAAACGAGGGUGUGCCAGCCGGUUUUUACACCUUGCCUAAUGGCAACCUUCUUGUUUCUGACUCCAAGAUCUGGACUAGUCGCGAUAUCUACACUGUCUCCCCCAAGGGCAAGGUUGUGAAGACGUACUUCCAAGCCAACAAAGUCGACCCAGGCCUCAAGGGUCUUGGACCUGAGGACGUUUCCGAGUUCUACUUCUCGACCAACACUACGGAGAUCGAUCUGCAAGCGUGGAUCAUCUACCCUGAAGGAUUUUCAAAGGAAAAGAAAUACCCACUGGCAUUCAUUUCGCAUGGAGGGCCCCAAGGUGCACAUUUCAACUCUUGGAGUACGCGGUGGAACUUCAAAACUUGGGCCGAUCAAGGCUAUGUGGUUAUCGCCCCAAACCCAACGGCCAGUUCCGGCUGGGGCCAGAACCUUACGGACUCUGUCCAGGGACGAUGGGGCUCGUACCCUUACUGGGACCUGGUCCACGCGUGGAAGUACGUCAACAGCACGCUCAAAUACGUCGAUACUUCUCGGGGUAUUGAAGCUGGUGCUUCCUUUGGAGGCUAUAUGACAAACUGGAUGCAAGGGCACGAGAUGGGUCGCUGGUUCAAGGCGCUCGUGACGCACGACGGCAGCACCUCGACGCUCAACCAGUAUGGAAGUGAAGAGCUCUGGUUCAUGAACCACGACUUCAGUGGCCCAUUCAACGAGACGGGUUUCGAGAAGGGCUCGCCGUACUAUGAGUGGAACCCGCUCCUUUACGUCAACGAGUGGGCAACGCCUCACUUCGUCGUGCACAACGAGCUCGACUACCGUCUCCCCGUGAGCGAGGGGAUACUGCUCUUCAAUCUUCUCCAGACCAAGGGAGUGCCAUCACGUCUACUCUCAUUCCCAGAUGAAAACCACUGGGUUCUGAAACAGGAGAACAGCUUGGUCUGGCACACAGAGAUCUUCAAGUGGAUCAACUACUACAGUGGUAUCAGCAAGGCUUCCUCGCCGUAUUAG
Molecule: messenger RNA, 2148 nt
Organism: Xylaria bambusicola
Lineage: Eukaryota; Fungi; Ascomycota; Sordariomycetes; Xylariales; Xylariaceae
Product: dipeptidyl-peptidase V
Exons: 3
Coding region: 1-2148 (715 amino acids)
Biological process (GO): proteolysis
Molecular function (GO): serine-type endopeptidase activity
Source: RefSeq, a predicted model, not a curated record